This is a messenger RNA of Odocoileus virginianus texanus, 1034 nucleotides long. RefSeq names its product sodium channel modifier 1 (gene SCNM1). NCBI's taxonomy places the organism in Eukaryota, Metazoa, Chordata, Mammalia, Artiodactyla, Cervidae. Gene Ontology annotation, biological process: RNA splicing. The record is from RefSeq and is a predicted model, not a curated record. Gene Ontology annotation, cellular component: nucleus.
CCCCGGAAGUCAGGGGGCCAGCCGGAAAGAGACCGGGAGGAACGGAGACGUCCCACUCCCGCUACGGUGGCCUGAAAGGAGUGGCGAAGGCGGCUGGAUAGAGUUUAUGAUUUCUGGGGCUCACAGUCGUGAUGUCUUUCAAGAGGGAAGGAGACGAUUGGAGUCAACUCAAUGUGCUCAAAGUAGGCGGAGAGGAGUGCAUCCGAAGCAGCUUCACCUGCCCUCUGAAGGCCUUAAAGGAGCUGUUUUGUUGCUGUUGGCAACAACUGGGGGGCGGGGCGGAGGGAACCAAAAGACUAGGCGUGGUGGUGACCCCUUCCUCGCCGCAGAUAAACGAAGAGUCGGGGACCUGCUUGCCAGUUACAUCCCAGAGGAUGAGGCGCUGAUGCUACGGGAUGGACGCUUUGCUUGUGCCAUCUGUCCCCACCGGCCUGUCCUGGACACUCUGGCCAUGCUGACUGCCCACCGUGCAGGCAAAAAACAUCUGUCCAGCUUGCAGCUUUUCUAUGGCAAGAAGCCACCAGGAAAGGGCACAGAGCAGAAUCCAAGACAGCAUAAUGAACUCAGGAGAGAAGAGACCACAGCAGAGGCUCCUCUCUUAACCCAGACUCGACUUAUCACUCAGAGUGCUCUGCACAGAGCUCCUCACUAUAACAGUUGCUGCCGCCGAAGGUACAGACCAGAAGCCCCUCGUCCCUCUGUCUCUCGUCCCCCUUUGCCACCCCCAGAGGUUGAACCCCAAGGUGGGAAGAUCAAUAGAGAACCUGAGCCUGAGGCUGGUUCACAGACCAAGGAGUCAGCCACUGUCUCAUCCCCCGCACCUAUGAGUCCCACAAGAAGACGGGCCCUGGAUCAUUAUCUCACCCUUCGAAGCUCUGGAUGGAUCCCAGAUGGACGAGGUCGAUGGAUAAAAGAUGAAAAUGUUGAGUUUGACUCUGAUGAGGAGGAACCCCCUGAUCUCCCCUUGGACUGACAUCCUCUUUCCCCAUUCAUUUCACAAAUAAACUACAGCAAGCGCUGGGAGCCCAGCUUUC